Hyalella azteca is the source of this 1248-nucleotide messenger RNA. RefSeq names its product protein SEC13 homolog (gene Sec13). NCBI's taxonomy places the organism in Eukaryota, Metazoa, Arthropoda, Malacostraca, Amphipoda, Hyalellidae. The record is from RefSeq and is a predicted model, not a curated record. The transcript is spliced from 7 exons. Gene Ontology annotation, biological process: protein import into nucleus; positive regulation of TOR signaling; COPII-coated vesicle budding. Gene Ontology annotation, cellular component: COPII vesicle coat; nuclear pore outer ring. The coding region runs from base 130 to 1077 and encodes 315 amino acids. Gene Ontology annotation, molecular function: protein binding; structural molecule activity.
UUGCCUGACAAUUCGAAGAUGUGCUGCUAAGUUGCUAACUGCUGUGGUGUCUAUUUAGUUGAGGACACCGCGCCCGGCAGUCGAAACAUUGUUGUUUAGUUCCAUUUGUGCGAAUCAGCCGCAGCAAAGAUGGUGUCAAUUGUGAGCCAAGUGGAGACUGGGCAUGAAGAUAUGAUUCAUGAUGCUCAGAUGGACUACUAUGGCACCAGGCUUGCAACUUGCUCAUCAGACAGAACCGUGCGUGUGUUUGAAGUAAGGAAGGGCGAGCAGUCGCUGGUGGCGUCCCUGAGAGAACAUGAGGGGCCAGUCUGGCAGGUGGCCUGGGCUCACCCUAUGUAUGGCCGCCUCCUGGCCUCCUGUGGCUAUGACCGGAAACUCAUCAUCUGGCAGGAGGACCAGAGUACCUGGCGCAGCAUCUACACCUACACAGAGCACACGUCAUCUAUCAACAGCGUGUGUUGGGCGCCACACGAGCUCGGCCUGAUGCUGGCGUGCGCGUCGAGCGACGGCUCGGUCUCGGUGCUCACCUACACCGCCGCCCACACCUGGCAUGCCGUCAAGAUCACCAACGCUCACAAUGUUGGCUGCAAUGCCGUCAGUUGGGCGCCAGCCGUCUCGAGCGGCGGACUGACGCAGCAGCGCCUCGUCACGGGAGGCUGCGACUCGUACGUUAAAAUUUGGCGCUACGAGAGCGGCGAGUGGGUCGAGGAGGCGAAGCUCGAGGGACACUCGGACUGGGUUAGGGACGUCGCCUGGGCGCCAUCUUGUGGCCUCGGAACGUCUGUUAUUGCGUCGUGUUCGCAGGACUGCCGCGUGCUCAUCUGGACAGGCGACAACGGUCAGUUCCGCUCCAAAGAGCUGCCGAGUUUUGCGGACGUCAUCUGGCAUGUCAGCUGGUCGGUCACCGGCAACAUUCUCGCCGUGUCGGGCGGCGACAACAGGGUGAGCCUCUGGAAAGAGAACACAGAAGGCCAAUGGGUUUGCCUCAGCGACUCCAGCAAGGCUGCGGAGGCCGCGGCCAUCACUGCGUCCGCUGCUGCAGGAGAACAGCAAAUGCGACCACAAACCGUGCAUUGAUCCAGCCCUCAACAUGGCAUAAUGAACACCCUUUGCGUGUAUUGAAUACAGGAUGAAUGCAGAACUCUUUUGUUGCACGAAUGCACUGUGCCGAAAAUUGAGGUAAAGCUGUUUUACUUCUGUAAGGUUUAUCCUAUAUUGAGUUAUAUAAUAAAUAUUUCAUACCUAACA